Messenger RNA from Brassica napus (rape), 3373 nucleotides. RefSeq lists its product as uncharacterized. NCBI's taxonomy places the organism in Eukaryota, Viridiplantae, Streptophyta, Magnoliopsida, Brassicales, Brassicaceae. The transcript is spliced from 2 exons. The coding region runs from base 1672 to 2652 and encodes 326 amino acids. The record is from RefSeq and is a predicted model, not a curated record.
GGAUUUUGGAGAAAAUGACUGAUUUAAAUAAAAAGAAACUAAUUGAAAAGAGAGUAACCGAUCCUUAAUAUGAUACUUUGGUGAUCGAUUUAAAGAGGGGUUACUAGGACACGUGUCAGCACAUCAGAAUUUUUCUAUUUUUUUUUUCUUUCUUAUUUUUCUUUUUCUCUCUUUCUUUACUUCUUUUCUUCUUGUUUUCUCUGUCUGUCGGCGUCUCAGCUCCUCUCGUCUUCUACGAUUGCGAGACCUCUCUUCCGGCGGCGAGUUAAUCAGAUACCUCCGGCGAGUUAAUCAGAUACUUCCUCUCUUUCUCGAGACCACUCUUUCCCCAAGAGAAGCCUCUCUUUCACGAGACCACUCUUCCCCCGAGAGAAGCCUCUCUUUCGGAUUAUUCCCUCCUCUCUCCCCAAUUGUUUCGACUUCUAGUCGCUCUUGCACCGUCAGGGUACUUCCCCUCUGAACAUCCUUCUUCUGAAACUCGGGUGCGUCUUCUCUAACCACCUCACGGUUUUCUUCGUUUGCUCUCUCUCUCUUCAGUUGAUUAGUUUCCGAAUUGUUGUUUGAUUGGUCGGAAGAAAAGUAGUGUUGCUAUCUUAAAGAUUGGUUGAUUAGAGAGUGGUCUGAAUUUGAUUGGAAUGUUGCGGUAGAGUUUGAAGUCAUAGUUGUUGAUUGAUUAAGAUUUGCUCCUGGUGAUACUUGAAGUUCGAUUGUUGUUUGAGUUUAAGAGUUAGUGAAGUUCGAUUGUUGUUGAUUGAUUAUGCUUUGCUCCUUGUGAUACUUGAAGUUCGAUUGCUGUUUUUGAGUUUAAGAGUUAGUGAAGUUCGAUUGUUGUUGAUUGAUUAUGCUUUGCUCCUUGUGAUACUUAUAAUCUUCAUUCUGUUUAUUAAUUCUGUUAUUUAAUCUUGUACAUAUAAUCUUCAUUCUGUUAAUUAAUUCCUUUUAAUGUCUUGCUUCUUUUGCAACUCUUGUAUUUGUGGUUGAGGUCGCUGUGGCAGAGGGAAAAACACAUCAAGUUCUUCGACAAGCAACCACUACCUUCGUCUCUCUUUGAGGUUGUCCCCUGGUAUGAUACCGUUCUUGUCCCCUGAAGAUAGCCUAGUGAAGAAGUGUCAUUGUCAUCGGGUACGACCUCUUUGUAUUCUUGUGUGUUUCAGAUGAGUCACGGACUUGUCCUUUUGUAUUAUUCAAGUGUCAUGAAUAGACCUCUUUGUAUGCUAGUGUAUUAUCAGUCACAAUCUUUUGUUUGCUUGUGUAUUAUUCAAUCACAGACUCUUCUUUGCUUGUCUAUUAUUGGAUAUAAAUUUUUUAUUCAAGUCACGAGCAAGCACUGUCUCAUAAUUCAAUCACUUUUGUAUACUUGUGUAUUAUUCAAUCACGGACCAUUGAAGUAUUAUUGUUAAGAUUUCUAUAUAAACACGACCAAGCACUCUCUCAUUGCUUCACAACUCCUCCAACGUUUCUAUACAACUUUCCUUCUCUCUCUCGUUACUUCACAACUCCAACGUUUAUUCACAAGUCCUCCAACGACCAAGCACUCUUGUUUCUAUACAAAAACGUGAAGCACUUUUAUUCAAUUUUUUGUUCACUCUUUCUUACUCUUUUUUUUUGAUAAUUUUAAACAAUUGCUACACAUGGCAUCUUCUUCUCAAAACACAUUUGAGGGAUCACUUGAUGAGGAUUUUGAUCAAUAUUUUGAUCAAACAUUUGAGGAUUUGGCUAUUCAAUACGGUGGUCAAGAAGAUGAGAGAAAAGAAAGAAAAAAAACGAGUUUAUAUCGAAAGAAAUCGAGAAGCCGGUCAUAUACGUUUAUGGAAUGAUUAUUUCAGUGAAACUCCGACGUAUCCUGAAAAUUUAUUUCGACGACGUUUUAGAAUGAACAAACCAUUGUUCAUGCACAUUGUCGAGCGACUCUCCAACGAAGUUCAAUUCUUUCGCCAAAAGAAAGAUGGUCUUGGAAGGCUUGGUCUCUCUGCCCUCCAAAAGUGUACAGCAGCCAUUCGUGUCUUGGUUUAUGGUACUGCGGCUGAUGCGGUCGACGAAUACCUCCGCCUCGGGGAAACUACAACCCGGGCAUGUGUGGAAACAUUUGUGGAAGGAAUAAUCAAUUUAUUCGGUGAUGAGUACCUAAGAAGACCAACACCGGCUGAUCUUCAACGUCUACUUGAUAUUAGAGAGCAUCGUGGAUUUCCCGGGAUGAUAGGAAGCAUCGAUUGUAUGCAUUGGGAGUGGAAGAAUUGUCCCACCGCUUGGAAAGAGCAAUAUUCGCGUGGUUCGGGUAAACCAACAAUCGUUUUAGAGGCCGUUGCUUCUUAUGAUCUCUGGAUAUGGCAUGCGUUUUUUGGUCCUCUAGGUACCUUAAAUGAUAUCAAUGUUCUUGACCGCUCACCUGUUUUUGAUGACAUAAUAAAAGGGUCAAGCUCCGCAAGUCACUUACUCUGUCAAAGGAAGAGAGUAUCAUAUGGCUUACUAUCUCACCGAUGGUAUUUAUCCGAAAUGGGUGACUUUUAUCCAAUCUAUUCCAGUACCACAAGGACCGAAAGCAGUUUUAUUUGCUCAACGUCAAGAAGCUGUCCGAAAAGAUGUAGAGCGGGUUUUUGGAGUCUUGCAAGCUCGCUUUUCCAUUGUCAAAAAUCCGGUACUUUUUUGGGAUAAAGUCAAAAUCGGGAAGAUUAUGAGAGCAUGUAUCAUACUCCAUAAUAUGAUAGUGGAAGACGAACGAGAUGGAUACACUCAAUUUGAUGUUUCAGAGUUCCUACAAGGAGAAGACACCGGAAGUUCACAUGUCGAUCUCGAUUUUUCUCAAGAUAUGCCUACAAAUAUCGCCAAUAUGAUGGGUGCUCGAACUAGAAUUUGUGAUAGACAAAUGCAUCAACAACUAAAAGCGGAUUUGGUUGAACAUAUAUGGCGUAAAUUUGGACGUGAUGCAGACAACAACUGAGCUCGGAUGCUUCUUUCAAAUUAUUUUAUUUUACUACUCUUUGUUUUUAUGUUUUUAUUUUAAAAUCUAUGUUAAAAAUGUUAUCUUUCAAUAUGUUUUAUUUAAUAAAUAAAUUUUAUCUUUAAAAAAAAAAUUUAUAAUUUUUUUUAAGAACCCUUAAUUAAGAAACUACCAUUGGAGGCACAAAAUCAAACGAUUUCUUAACUAUAAUCCUUAAACCGACUUAAAUACAUUUAAUUAAUUAAAUAAUCAUUAGGAACCCCACUUGAAUUUCAUGGAUAAUCAUGCUCUAAGGAUUUUACAAAAUAUUUUCUUCCAAUAUAGAAUGUUUAUUUUUAUUUUUGUAAAAAUAAAAUUAUUUGUUAAAAAUAAAAUAAUAAUGAUACAUCUAUAAUUUUAUGUUAAUAUAAUAAGAUGAAAUUGUAUAUUGACAAU